ACUUUAUUUGAUGUUGAUCAAAUUGUUUAAAGCAGAUAGAAAACACAGCUUCCGUAGGCCACAUUUCCACGCCCUCUGAAGCAACAGGCGGAACAUCCGCGCGGCCGAACGCACCGCUGGCGUGAGCACGCCGCGGAGCUCUCACUUCCUGCUUGUUUCCGCGCUGUUGUGCCUCUAAAGACUUUCCAAACAAGUGCAUUCUGAGACGUGUUGGUGAUUUGAUCACCACCAGCAUCUCUCUUAGAGAACUAACAAAAACCGCACAUUUGCUCGUGGCAAAUUCAUCAGAUUUCCUGGUGCGUCUGGAGCCGACGCUGUGCGUAAAAAUGUCGCUGCCGCAGCAGAUACGAGACGAAAGUGACUUUGACCAGCUUCCACAUAACAUCCCUGUCAGUGCCACCAUUGCUGAUAUUGAAGAGAAGAAAGGCUUCAUAGACUACUAUAGGUUUGUGGUUGAAGUGAAGACUAAAGGAGGGGGCAAGUAUCUGAUCUACAGGAGGUACAGAGAGUUUUUCAACCUUCACCAAAUCUUGGAGAGCAAAUACUCCCCCGAAGACCCUGAUAGAAGCAGUCCCAACACCUGCAUCCUGCCUCCUCUCCCAGGAAAGAUCUACAUUGGAAACAAGAGGGAGAUAGCGGAGAGCAGAAUCCCUGAACUCAACACCUACAUUAAGAGGUUGCUGGGGUUACCAACAUGGAUAUUACUGGAUGAGACUCUCAGGAUGUUUUUUUACCAGACAGAACAGGACAGUCAGCACGAACCACGAGCCCUCAGACGUCUCCGUCCACAAACCCGCAAAGUGAAAACAGUCAUAACACAGAAGAAGGACAUCUUCUCUUCACCCAGAGCCGAGGCGAUGUUUGACUUUCGCGGUAAUGGCAAGGCAGAGUUAAACCUAAGGAGGGGAGAAGUGAUCUUCCUGCUGCGGAGAGUCAACGCCGACUGGCUGGAGGGUACGGUGAACAAUCAAACGGGAAUUUUCCCAGAAUCCUUUGUGAAGAUUAUUAAACCCCUUCCAGACAGCGACUCAGAAGGUGAAAACGGUGGCCACACCUACAGCUGCCUGCGCUGCUUCCUGCUCACCCCGUCAGGAAUUGAAACUAGGGAUGUGUGUGUCCAAGAGGACCUCAACAUCCAGCCAACGUACAAGGACCUGCUGUCUCGUAUGAGAAAUGUCUUCAAGGUGGAUGACAUUGCGGUGAACUACCACGACCCAGAGGGUGAUCUUAUCCGUAUCCUUGACGACGAGGAUGUCCAGCUGAUGCUCAAGGAGGCCAGGGGUCAACAGGGCAAAGUCAAUAGACCUGUCAAUCAGUUUCCAUGGGAACUGCAGGUGACCAUGUCCUCUGACUUCUCUGUUUACAACACUGAGCCCUGAGAAAUGAGGCAGCAGCAGAAAUACGGUCUCAGAAGGAAAGGAACAUUUUGAAAUAAGAGUGUUUCUUAGCUUAUGGCUUCUAGGAUUCUAAAUGAAGUUAUUUAAAGAGCAAGUCACCCCCUACAAGAAACUUAAUUCACUCCCACUUCAUGUUUGAAAAAUGCAACAAAUGCUGUUGCUUGGCAGAUCAAGAGGGCGGAGCCGCUAACAAAUACACACACACACACACACACACACAGGCUCACAAUGGCAUUAUGACAUCAUAAUAUACCAGAUGACAUCAUAGCAUACCUCUUAGCCAAUAGCGGUGGCAGAUUUAAAUUCAAAUACAGUGCAGAAUUUUUCCCUGACGACGGCGCAACACUGACAGUUUUAGGCAGAAUAUUUGAAUUUUAACCAAGAUGCACUGAACUGCCAAAUUAUUGACUACACGUGUCUGUAGCAUGAUUAGACACUCCUUUAUAUAGUUUAUCAGCAAAAAAAAAUGUGAUUUGGAGGUGACUUGCUCUUUAAAAUGUUGCUAACGUGUAUUUAGUUCAGUAGUUUCAGGAGAGUAAAUUCAGUCUAUCUAAUCAUAGAUCUAUAUCUAAUUAUCUAAUCAACUAAUAUUUUAUAUUAUUCAGAUUAAACAUUUCAAGUGUAAAAAAAGUUCUGAAAUAAGGAAACAAAACAAAACAAAAAACCUCUGAAAAAAGUUCUAGAUGCAUUUUGAAUAUUAUUUGUUGAGGGAAUAACCCAGGGACACGUCUCAGUUUAUGAUUAGAGUCUCAUUUAGUUUAUGUCUUCGUUCACACUCGCCUCAGGAAAGUAAAAGUGUUACUUGUGCUUGCUGAGUUUAUUAUAAGCACUCCUAAUGUGUCCAUUAUUGUCCUGUCUGGUAAAGGCGCCCAAAUCACCAGAAGAAACAGAUUUCCUCUUAAAUAUAAACACGUCUGCAAGUGUUUUACUUCUGAAAUCUUUAUGUUAAAAAAGCUCAAUUGUAAAGAAAAAUAAAUCACAUUAAAGGAAAAUGUUAUCAGUUUGCAAUCUUACUUUGUAACCACUUAAAUGGGAUUUCUGGCCACACACAGGAGAAAAUGAUGCAUUAAUGGGUGUUUUUGUGAUGCUCUGUUGCUGUGAGGACCAGCAUGAAGAUCAGCUUUAACACACAUCUGGAAUGAAUUAAAAAUAGAAGCAACACGCUGUCAGAAAAAAACCAACAACUCUGAGACGGACACACCACGACCUUCAACGUUUUAUUUGUGAGUUCCAAUCAAAGUAAAGAACUACAAGGUGAAGAAACAAGUCAUUCCUUUUUGGUUUUAUUUAACUCUGCUUCCACCAUCACUGAUGGGUUUCUUAAGGCAGCAAGGUGUGGCAACGUGGAGAAACGAGGGCCCGGUGUUAUGGUCUACACCUCUUGAUUGAUCUUAAUUUGUGUUUCUUCUCUGUGCACGUUGGCUGUGGCUCUUCCUGCAGCUCCUACCCCUCUGUGGUGCACCGGGGAGUGCCACAGCUGACUGCAAUAUCCUGAUUGCCACACCAUGUAUUUAAGCAGCUGUUCCCAGUGCAUGGUGUGGCGUUGUUGUGUAGUGUUGCUUCGAGUCUGUGGAACAUCAUUAGUAGGGAUGUAAGAAAAUAUCGAUAUGGCAAUAUAUCGUGAUAUUUUUUCCAGAUAUAUUAUAUCAAUAUUCAAAAGCCGUGUAUCGGAAAUACUGAUAUGGCAAUAUAUCGUGAUAUUUUUUCCCUGCGAUUAUUACAUCGAUAUUCAAAAGCUGUGUAUCUGAUUUUUGAAAGAAUUUACAUACAAACAUUUGUGUAUUUUCUUUUCGUUUUGUGCAAUUCAAUCGCCAACCGCUAGUUGGCAGCAGUGUGCAACGGUUUUGUUUCCACCAUUGAAAUGUAAAUCCCCCCAUCAUGGUUCAGAUACCUCAUGUUAAACAUGUUACGUAUCAGUUUGGACUGUUUAUUGAACAUUCUUACAAUAAAUUCAGUAAAAAAAUUG
This is a messenger RNA of Nothobranchius furzeri (turquoise killifish), 3363 nucleotides long. It is a transcript of the gene ncf4, whose product is annotated as neutrophil cytosolic factor 4. Gene Ontology annotation, cellular component: cytoplasm; NADPH oxidase complex. The record is from RefSeq and is a predicted model, not a curated record. Gene Ontology annotation, biological process: phagocytosis; respiratory burst; superoxide anion generation. Gene Ontology annotation, molecular function: phosphatidylinositol binding; superoxide-generating NADPH oxidase activator activity; protein binding. NCBI's taxonomy places the organism in Eukaryota, Metazoa, Chordata, Actinopteri, Cyprinodontiformes, Nothobranchiidae.